GAUCUUCAGUUGUUCGGAAUUUCGUUAAAGCAGCUCGUUGACAUUUUAUUGGUGAAAACGUAAAAUUAUCAAGUAAACUGUUCAAUAAUAAACGAGAAAUAAUGAAUGAGCAUAUGGAUAAAAUGGAAGAGCCAUGGUACAAUAUAUUACAGCAAUGAGACCAAUUUACGAAAUGAGGAUUCACAGCAACUGGAUCUUCUGCAGCAAAAUUUAGAGCCAGUACUUGGCUUUUGCUUUCCAUGCAGUACAAAAAAGAGUGAACCGCAAAGUUCCAAGUCCAAAUGCAAGUCUGGGAAGUCUGAUAAAUCUGGAAAGCGUCAUAAAACUCCAAUAUCGCGUAAUCCUUUCCUCAUUUUUUUCCUGACCAUGUAUUACAAGGAUCCCAGUAAAUCUGUCACCGAGGUAGCAAAGGCUGCAGGGAAAAUAUGGUGUAGGAUGUCAGAGAAAGAGAAAGAGAAAUACAUUAAAAAGGCGCGGGAAGAAAGAAAGAGGCGGCAAAACAAAUCCAAAAAAAUAUGUUGAAUACAAAGAGUGUUUAAGAAUAACUCUGAUGAUAAAAAACAAGAAAGAACAAAAGUUCAUCUAUAACCACCAUUACGUAUUUGAUUAAUAUCUCAAUAUGAAAUUAAUUUUGGCCACGAAGUUAAUCACGUGAUCACUUCUUCGGAAAGAAUUCCAAUGCUAAAAAAUUCCAGCAUCUAUAAAACUAUUAUAAAUGUACUUUAGUUAGUGCACUGUAAUCUAUUGUACUUUAGGAGUGAAAACCAUAAGGAUAAUAGAUACAGAAAAUGAUGUUCGGACCAACCCAUUUAGAACAAAGAGGAUGCUGGGGCAAUUGUUGCUUGCGUUAAAAAUAACCUGACGUUGAGCUACAUUUUACACCUGUGCUACGUUAACAUCGAGUACCUAAAAGUUUAACCUGUAAUCUUACUCGCUUUAGUCCUUGCAAUUGAUAGCGAUAGCAUUCAUAAACCGUUUGCUUCCUUGAGACAACUGUAUCCCAUCCGUAUAAAAAAUCCAAAGCAGAAUAAUAUUACAGUAUGGAUUCUAAGUUUCCAAGUCGAGCGAGAAAAUUUCUCUUGAAAGUUCUUCAGCUGCUUUAUUAGCUUGUAUAGCUGCUCGCUCAUUUGUAUUGUCUCGUCUCGUUAGUCAGGGCUGAGACAGGCAGGGAGCUUAAUUUAUCUUCCUCUGAAUUCAACGGGAGAUAGUUCGAGUAAUCGAUGACGCACGCUGAAGGCAUAAAAUCCGCGAAGGUUCGCUUAUAUUAUGUAUUUUUUAUACCGAGAAAUCGAUACCGCGUGCUACGUUUAAAUAAACAAUUCGUACAAUAACAAUGGAUCGCGAGACCACCUAAAGCAUUCCCAUUAAGACCGGAACAUCUCCCACGAGGUAUCUAACGAAAUUGAAAGCCCUACACUAUUCCUCUGACUGCGAUUGCCCGAUCAACUUCUAUGUGAAAAAACGAGGUCAAGGUCAUUGAGUACAUAAGCUUUAACAGCCUUUCUACGAUGCAAUGGAUCCCCCUUUUUUUUUGUUCUUAUACGUAAAAACUACUAGUAACCCAUUUAUUGAUUUUACUCUUUCGAAUUGCUCGGCUUUAAGUCGCGGUCCUAUGUACAUACAUACAUUGAACAGUAAUAAAGCUCUCUUGGACUAGUGUCAGAGUUUACAAGUAACAAUUUCCUACGACGCAUUCAUGAACGUUACAAUGGAUUCUCCAAGAUCUUGAGCACUGGCGAGUGUUUGUGUAGUCGUACGCGGUGAUGUUUAUUUAGAAGCAUUCGAAGAGACGUAAAAUACGAUUUGAACGAGUUCACUUCUUAAUGUCGUGUUCAAAAUACAUCAAACAUUCAUUGAAGAUGGAUAUUUCAGUUUACAAACGGACAAAACUGUUCAGAGCGGUUUGGGAUCGUUAACGUUUAUGAUUUAUGUAUAUUAGAAGUAUUGGCAUAGUGUGCAUGCUCAGAUUAGGGUUAGCAAUGCAGUAGUAUUUUGAAAUCAACUCAUCU
Cephus cinctus (wheat stem sawfly) is the source of this 2009-nucleotide messenger RNA. RefSeq names its product FACT complex subunit SSRP1-like. The coding region runs from base 106 to 522 and encodes 138 amino acids. The transcript is spliced from 2 exons. The record is from RefSeq and is a predicted model, not a curated record. NCBI's taxonomy places the organism in Eukaryota, Metazoa, Arthropoda, Insecta, Hymenoptera, Cephidae.